GCAAUGCGCGUGCAAUCAGUAGAGAAGCGACUAUCGUCGAAACCAGUUUGACUGCCGUAGCACAAUACUUCUACUAUACAAUCUACUAUAAACUUGUUUCGCACAGUUCGGUCUUGGACGUUUUUAAUCGAUAAGAUGAGUAGACAUAGAGUGUCACUACUUCCGAAAUUAUUUUCGUAUUGGUGGGAAACUCUGGAACGGCCGCAUCAUCGCUUCCUGGAGCAGCGUGUUAUGAGGAAAUUUCAACCCGAUCACAUUUUUGGACCUUCGGUGUUUGAUAGAUUCGACAGUAAAUUCGAGAGAGAAUUGAAGAAUUUCUCUCGACCAUGGAGCGAGUUUCUGCGGGAGCACGAAAACGAAUGGCCUGUCAUAGAAAAUAACAAAAACAAUUUCCAAAUAUCUCUGGAUGUGCAAGAGUUUGAACCCGACGAAAUCAAUGUCAAAUUGAUGAACAAUUUUAUUAUCGUCGAAGGAAAACAUAAAGAGAAAAAAGCCAAAUACGGAACAAUUUCCAGACAUUUCGUGAGGAAAUAUAUGUUUCCGGAGCAAUGUGAUAUGGAAAAAAUAACGAGUAACCUUUCAUCGGACGGCGUCCUGACAAUCAAUAUGCCGAAAAAGCUGGAAACUGUAGACGACAAGAAAGAAAGAGUCAUUAAUAUCAAGCAUACUGGGAAGCCAGCAGUGGAGGAUGAAGCAGAAAUAGAAGAUGCACGGAGAUAAAAGAAAUAAUUUGUAGAGAAUACUGUAGAGAAUAUUGUAGAGCAUAUUGUUUGAACGAUAUUAUUGAUAUAUGUGAAAUAUGUAGAAAUAGUGUACAGUAAGUCGCAAAACGAUUUAGACACAAUCAGCUUCAGAGCGUACCCCGAUAGCACAGAGAAAAUUUAAAAAGAAUUCAAUCGUAUGUCACCAAUUCUGAGUUCAUUUUUUGAUGCGAAAAAAAUUCUUUUCAUUGAAUUGAACUUUGGAGAAUUCUUUUUGCAUUUGAAAAUUAACUCAGAAUUGGUGACAUACGCGACUGAAUUUUUUUUGAAUUCUUUAUGUUAUCUGGGUAAUCAAUGGUCCGAUGAGAGAAAUUAUUUUUUAAUAGUUUGUUCUCUUAUUGGAUCAUUGACUACGUUCUGAAGUUCAUUGUGUCUAAACCGUUUUGCGACCUACUGUGUACAUCAGAGCUCGGAAUUAGUUAGCCAUUUCGGCCGAUUCUCGGGAGCUACGCUUUCUACCUUCCCUUUGCCGUGAGCGGGCCACGAAAGUGAUGGUCGCGCAUAUAUAUAAUACUAAUAUAUGACGCGUAGAGCUCUCAGCGAUACCACAACACUACGGUGCAGACAAUGCUCGUCUGUCUUUUUCUGUAUCAAUAUCAGUGUUCUGCUAAGUAAACGUUUGCAUGCGUAACGUUUACCCUUCCAUCAUUGUCUAAGCCAAUAUGAUUAGACCUGACGCCUUACCGAAACUAACCUCAUACAUACACGGUUAGAAGAUAGUUUCCCGAAAAGUGGAGGGGAUAAUGUUGAUACCAAAGGAAAUCUCUACACGAUAAUUUAAAGAUUCUGUUCUUUAUAACUGCACAGCUAAAUUGGUGCAAUAAAUUGAAAUGAGGCAAU
Messenger RNA from Odontomachus brunneus, 1601 nucleotides. RefSeq names its product protein lethal(2)essential for life-like. Lineage: Eukaryota; Metazoa; Arthropoda; Insecta; Hymenoptera; Formicidae. Bases 136 to 720 code for a protein of 194 amino acids. The record is from RefSeq and is a predicted model, not a curated record. Gene Ontology annotation, molecular function: protein folding chaperone. The transcript has 2 exons. Gene Ontology annotation, biological process: protein refolding; response to heat.